CAAUAUUCAAUGCAGUGCCCCGGUCCCUCAGGGAUGGUUGGCUUGCUUUAAGGCGUGUACCACCCCUUCCAUUCUUCUCGGCCUGCCUCUGCUCCUUCCUCCACCCCUUCAGCCGUUCCGCCUCCUCUUUUCUCCUUUCUCCUGCAUACUUCAAAUCAUUCUUCAGUCACUCGUUCAUCCUUCGCUUCUCCUCUUCCAAUCUUCCUAUAUCCGGCACCGUUUUCAUCUCCCCCCGAACCAUAUCUGCUCGCUAAUCUAGCUGACGGGCCCUCACAUUCGUUUCUUUUAUUAUCUGUGUUAUAUCUCUGCACGUUUUCGGCUUCUACCUUCACCAUGAAGGGAUCCGCUGUCGCAACAGCCCUCACCCUCGGUGCUUCCACCGUCCUCGCUGCCCCUUCGCUCCAGGCCCGCGAUGAUGUCACCGCUAUCACAGUCAAGGGCAACGCUUUCUUUAAGGGUAACGAUCGAUUCUAUAUUCGCGGUGUCGACUAUCAGCCUGGUGGUUCUUCGAAACUCGCCGACCCCAUUGCUGAUGCGGACGGCUGCAAGCGCGACAUCAAAAAGUUUACCGAGCUCGGGCUGAACACCAUUCGUGUGUACUCGGUGGACAACUCCCAGGACCAUGACGAAUGCAUGAACGCUCUGGCGGAUGCUGGCAUCUACCUGGUCCUUGAUGUCAACACGCCCAAGUACUCGCUCAACCGUGCCGAUCCCGCACCGUCGUAUAACGAUGUGUAUCUCCAAUACAUCUUUGCUACCGUCGACAAGUUUGCCAACUACAAGAACACCCUUGCUUUCUUUUCGGGUAACGAGGUCAUCAAUGAUGGCCCUUCCUCCAAAGCCGCGCCUUAUGUCAAGGCUGUGACGCGUGAUCUCCGCCAGUACAUCCGCAGCCGCAACUACCGUGAGAUCCCCGUGGGAUACUCCGCCGCCGACAUUGACACCAACCGUCUCCAGAUGGCCGAGUACAUGAACUGCGGUACUGAUGAUGAGCGCAGCGACUUCUUUGCCUUCAACGACUACUCCUGGUGCGACCCGUCUUCCUUCACCACCUCGGGCUGGGAUCAGAAGGUCAAGAAUUUCACUGGAUACGGCCUGCCUCUUUUCCUCUCUGAAUAUGGUUGCAACACCAACAAGCGUGAAUUCGAGGAGGUCAGCGCUUUGUACAACACCGAGAUGACCGGUGUCUACUCGGGUGGUUUGGUGUACGAGUACUCCCAGGAAGCUAGCAACUACGGCCUUGUGGAGAUCAGCGGGGACAGUGUCAAGACCCUCUCCGAUUACGAUGCUCUGAAGUCUGCUUUCUCCAAGACCAGCAACCCCCAGGGUGAUGGCGGCUACAACCAGACGGGUGGCGCCAAUGCUUGCCCUGCCAAGGAUUCUCCCAACUGGGACGUCGAUGGGGAUUCCCUUCCCGCCAUCCCGGAACCCGCGAAGAAGUACAUGACCGAGGGCGCUGGCAAGGGCGUUGGAUUCUCCGGCUCUGGUAGCAUGAAUGCCGGCACUGCGUCUACCAGCACUGCCACGCCCGGAUCUGGUUCUGCCACCUCUUCCAGCUCCAGCUCCGGUUCCGGUUCGAGCGGAACGUCGACGAGCUCUACGGGUGCUGCUGCUGGACUGCAGGCUCCAGCUCUGACCAUGGCCCCUGUGCUGGUGGGACUAGUGACUGUCGUGUCCACCCUAUUUGGUGCUGGCCUGAUCCUUGUGUGAGAACUGUUUUG
Molecule: messenger RNA, 1721 nt
Organism: Aspergillus sclerotioniger CBS 115572
Lineage: Eukaryota; Fungi; Ascomycota; Eurotiomycetes; Eurotiales; Aspergillaceae
Gene: gel1
Product: 1,3-beta-glucanosyltransferase gel1
Exons: 2
Coding region: 334-1710 (458 amino acids)
Biological process (GO): fungal-type cell wall (1->3)-beta-D-glucan biosynthetic process
Cellular component (GO): cytoplasm; fungal-type cell wall
Molecular function (GO): 1,3-beta-glucanosyltransferase activity
Source: RefSeq, a predicted model, not a curated record